Echinostoma caproni is the source of this 699-nucleotide messenger RNA. The record is from the annotation of a GenBank genome assembly. Lineage: Eukaryota; Metazoa; Platyhelminthes; Trematoda; Plagiorchiida; Echinostomatidae.
AUGACUGACGAGCACAGUCUUCCCCCAAGCCGGUCCCAAUCACGCAACUCGUCACGACAAUUUUCAAUCACUUCCCGUUCGGGAUCAGCAGAUUACGAGAAUUUUUUACUCGGUAGAGGUGGAACCAUUACCGGGGCGUACUCGCUGCAUCAGAAAGAUGUUCCGAUUAGGAGACGGUUUAGUUCCAUUCGGAAGACGUUCUUCAAACGAAGACGCUCACUGACCACCACAGAGCUACGAGGUCUGCGUUAUGUGUUUUCCAUUUUGGACCGCGAUAAGAAUGGGGUAAUCAGUGCGGGAGAACUGCUACUUACCUUGCGCGCAUUGAACGUCACACUGACGGAGGCCGAACUGAACGACGUGAUCACAGAGUUGGAUGUGGACUUGGAUGGUUUAGUGGACUUUGAUGAACUGUGCGUUUUUGUCGGAUCACGAAUCGUCAUGAAGAAUUUGGAAAGUGAAUUGGAUCAAUUUCUUCAAGCGUUGGACAGCGAUGCUGACGGAAAAUUAAAUCGAAAAGAUAUUCGACAGAUUUUGCGUCACUUUGAUUUACCGAAUGACAAGGAACAUGUGGAUGUUUUGCUUCAAGCCAUGCAAACAGAACACACAGACUAUGUGACCGUGGCAGAAUUACGAAAGUUCAUUCAUCCGUCCGGAAAAGAGUUGAGCAUCAGAACUCUAUUUGGUGAGGAAUAUUAA